AUGAAUCAGCGUGAUUCACCAUAUGACUGUGCCAUCGCACCAAGCCCAAUCGUUCGGACUUAUCGACCUGAUCCCCCCUCAAAACGAAAGCUAUCCAACAUGACGUCCACAAAGACUGGGCCACCACCUAGGCCUCUAGUUGUCCCCAGGCCUCCAGGCACCAGCGCUCCACGACCUGAGGCCCGAUCAGCAGGUACAGCUGAAAGAGCUGGUAGAAAUGAAAGCCUAGUCGACAUGGUUCGAUUCUUCCAGACUCAAAAUAUGCCUGUUCAGCCCCCUGCAGCUCAAACUCCAUCUCAACCUCACUCUCGAGCUCCGUCUCAAACUCAACCUUCGAGUCCUUCCGAUACAACUACUGCACUGCCCGUUCUUAUUUCACCUAAACUGUCGCAGCCAGAAUUCAAGCCAGCUCCCAAGCCGGAAUCCAAGCAGGACCAGAAGCAAGAUCAGAAGCAAGAUCAGAAGCCAUUUCAUCGACGCCUCUUGCAGUUUACCCAGCGCCAAAAGAAACCAUCAUCGCCAAGGUCAAAAGAAGAAGAACAACGGCGCCAAAUUGAAGCUCUCACAAGGGGAGGGUUUAUCAUCCCAGAUCGUCCUCUUAACGAGUCAAAGGGACAAAAAGAUGCAAAGCGAUCGAAAGAAAGCGUGUCACAAUCUCUCUCGCGAUCUCUUUCCAAAUCAAAGAGAGACGUGGAAAACAUUGGGCAGCCAUGGCUGCAAGCGAAAGUUGAAAGCACCAGGCCAUCGACCGAGACAAGACGUCGCCUGGCCUCUUUGGAUCUUGAUGAUUUUGGCUCAAUGGUCGACGUCGCAGUCUCACUCAAAUCUUUCGACGAUUCUGUUCCGCCACCAUAUCAACCAAAUGAAAACACCCCCUCUCAAUCGUCCUCAGCUAUCCCGACGGUAAACUCCGAGGCAGAUCCCAGCCCUCACGAUAUCACCCGACCAAGUUCCUCAUUGGCUUCUACCAGUCAUUCCUAUAGAGACGCCUCAAUUGAUGAGCAAAUCCGACGGCCAUCUACCUCUACAGAGCCGAGUAUUCGUGUUGAACCUGUUUCACGAGUGUUCGUCAAUGCAUCCUUGGGCGUUAAUGCGACAGAGUCGUUGCCCAGACUAUCUAUUGAUAGCCAAAAGCGAAAUUCGUCAGAACAAUCUUCUCUUCGCAAUGGGAAAUCAUUAUCACCCACCUUGAAACUUUUCCCUACUGUUGCACCUCCUCGCAAAUCUAGCAAGGGCGCUUUGAGAAAUUCAUCAAUUCCUCGGUACCAAACGAUCGAAAAUCUGACAGCAUUACCUACAUCUCCGGCAUCCAUUUCACUAACUCGAACUUGUGAAAAUGUAUCCCAAGUUCCAGAUGAGCCGAAAGCAUCAUCAGAUGGCUCACUGGGGGCCCCAAUUAGCGAGCUGGAAUCAAAAAGCUCAGAUGCUCUUAAAUCUUGUUCGAUGACUUCUGCAGCGGCGAAACCUGUUGAAAAAGCCCCCAAGGAUUCUGCAUUGCAAGAUGAGACUAAAACUCAACCGCUCUCGUUGUCUCCAGGCACGCUGAUGGCAUUUCCUCUACCGGCACCCACAAAGCCGCUUCCAUCACCACCCAAAGCUAAAUGCUCGCCGAGCACUCCAGACACCGACGCUCAACCUAUUCAAGCGAUUGGUCUAGAGUCCUUGUCCUCCAAUCUUCAACCUAUUUCGGCGACACUCGCUGAUGACCAGGAUGUCAAAUCCACUGUCGAUAGUCCUUGUACCCUUGACUCGCUCCUGGAAAUUGCUCUUGGCAGCGCCGGUGCUGGAGAGUUGAUAGCCGAUGAUGAGGAAAGCUCGUUUACCACCUCGCUUUCCGAACACUACCAACCCACCCCAGAACAUUGCACUCCGAGAGGACGUGUUUCAAGCGUGCGCAUCCCUCGAAGUCAAGGACUCACUGAUAGUCCUCCAAGUCAAUGCGAUGUAGAGGUUUCAGAAGGGCAACCUCUGGCCGACUCUCCUGUACUAGGAAACACUCCCAUUAUAAAGCCGAUGGACAAACGUGCUGUCCUGAAGGGACUUCAAAUCAAUUCUCAAGCCAGUCGAAAGAAUCUUCCAUUCGGUUUACCAUCCCCUCCACCCACGGCAUCACUCCCAUCAGCUCCACCUCCUCAGCACCCACCACCGCCGCCUCCUGGGCGAAAGCUCAGCCAACGCAAACACACUGCGCCUAACGUGGCUAUUCCACUGUCGAUGAGGAACCUCGAGGCAAAUCAUGCACUAAAGCCGUACCGAGGCUCGACCAUAUCCCGGAGUGACAGCUCAGGGAGCAGUCUUAGACAUGAGAGCUUCCCUGAGUCUCGCCCCGAGUCCCCGCUUCCAUCAUCAGACGAUGAGGUCUUUGGUCCGGGUAUAAAUGCCCAACGCUCGCGUCGGGAGGUCGACAAAUAUCGGCGCACCCAGCCACCACGGCUGGGAUAUAAGACAAUGGAUCCACGACAAAUAUCCAACAGUCGACUCCGAUACCCUAAUCCCGCGCGCCCUAUGACACCUCAAAGCCGCAGUAUGCACAAUCUUGACAGGGCUGCGUCCCCUCAUUCACAAUAUUCUCACUCAACCCACAGAUCGAGGGAGUCCCAAAGUAGUCAAAACACCCGCGCUGCUCCUCAAAUGGAUUACUACCUCGAGGAUCGGGUUGCAAAUCUGGAACGCCAGAACCAGAUUCUACAGGCCGCCCUGAUGGCGGCGCUCAAUGCUGGAGUCAAGAAUCCUCUUGAUGGUCUCAAUCUUGACCCGAACGUGUCAUCAGGCUUCCCACACGCUCCCUUUCAGAACCAAUACUCCGGCCGCCAGGCAUCGCGGCCCGACAGCUGGGUCAGCUCUUCUCGAAGCAGUGAGCACGGCGGGUUCGAUACUUCUAGUUCACAACGAGAUACCCGGGCAAACGUCAAACAGCUGGACAACAUGAUUGAAGACAUUGAGUCUGGAUGGCUGUCGGAUAAGUCCAGUUUCACUGGGGCUCGAAUUGCCCGCAAACGAUAA
Penicillium coprophilum is the source of this 3003-nucleotide messenger RNA. RefSeq lists its product as uncharacterized. NCBI's taxonomy places the organism in Eukaryota, Fungi, Ascomycota, Eurotiomycetes, Eurotiales, Aspergillaceae. The transcript has a single exon. The coding region runs from base 1 to 3003 and encodes 1000 amino acids. The record is from RefSeq and is a predicted model, not a curated record.